CUACAACUCCCCAAUCUUGAGCAAUGAACCCCUUCAAAUCUCCCCUCAUAACGCCCGCCGAAUUUUAUCACAAUGCGGAAACAUACAAUGCCGCGAAGCAUAGGCGGAUUGUCCCCUUAGCAGCCUACCGUCCCACGCUCCACUCGUCCUUCGAAUCCUUCUACCUUCCAGGCUCAAAGUUCUUCAACCUCGACCAAAUUCGCGACACCACCUCUCCCUACCCUUCCAUGCUUCCCUCACCUUCCCUCUUCGCUGCUGCAAUGACUGCCCUCGGUAUUCGCAAGGAUGAUAUUCUAGUGAUCUACGAUGCAGAUGAGAUAGGCACGUACCAUGCCCCGCGACUGGCGUUUAUGUGUGAGCUAUUUGGGCAUAAGGAUGUUCAUGUCUUGAAUAACUUCAGGCAGUAUGUGCGGAUGCAGCUGCCCGUAGGUUCCGGGUCUGAGGGGAUAGAGAUUCCAAUAAUGGGAACUAGAGGAGAACAAGGUGAUGAGUAUGCCGUGGAAGAGAAGGAUCUUGAUACCGGAAGGGUAAUAGCGUUUGAGGAGGUAAAGGACGUUGUUGUUGGGAGGGACCAGGAGAAGGUGAGGAUUGUCGAUGCGAGGAUACCAGGUCGGUUUCAAGGUGUACAGCCGGAAAUGAAUCCAAGUUUGAGGUCCGGGCAUAUUCCUGGAGCGGUCAAUGUGCCAUUGGCUAGUCUAUUGGAAGAUGAGACUGGGAUGAUACUAGCUCCUGAGAAAUUGAGGGGUGUCUUGAUGGAUGCGGGCGCGUUGGCGGAGGAAGAUGAGGGAGUGCCGUAUAUUCUGACGUGCAAUUCGGGGGUUACGGCUGCAUCACUAGAUCUAGCUUUGAGGUUGGUUGGGGCGAAGGGAUCCAGAAGGGUGUAUGAUGGUAGCUGGAUGGAGUGGACGAGGAGGGUAGGGGAUGAAUUGAUUGAGGUUUCGUAG
Molecule: messenger RNA, 944 nt
Organism: Aspergillus costaricaensis CBS 115574
Lineage: Eukaryota; Fungi; Ascomycota; Eurotiomycetes; Eurotiales; Aspergillaceae
Product: sulfurtransferase
Exons: 2
Coding region: 24-944 (306 amino acids)
Biological process (GO): transsulfuration
Cellular component (GO): mitochondrion
Molecular function (GO): thiosulfate-cyanide sulfurtransferase activity
Source: RefSeq, a predicted model, not a curated record